This is a messenger RNA of Henningerozyma blattae CBS 6284, 4476 nucleotides long. It is a transcript of the gene RGT1, whose product is annotated as Rgt1p. The coding region runs from base 1 to 4476 and encodes 1491 amino acids. The record is from RefSeq and is a predicted model, not a curated record. Gene Ontology annotation, cellular component: nucleus. Gene Ontology annotation, molecular function: zinc ion binding; DNA-binding transcription factor activity, RNA polymerase II-specific. The transcript has a single exon. Lineage: Eukaryota; Fungi; Ascomycota; Saccharomycetes; Saccharomycetales; Saccharomycetaceae.
AUGUCCCUAGUUGGUACUUCCAAUGCCCCCACGCCAAUGACCUCAUCUUCUGUGGGAAACCAAACAAACACUGGUAUAGAUACUUCUCCAAGAUCUACAAAUUCUCCUUCCAUAAUGCCACAAUCCACUGCAACUACUUCUGUGACAACUACAACAGUCACUGCACAGCCAGUACUUCCUGAUACUACUCAGCAACAUUCCACAAUUCCUAAAAAGAGAACUAAAGUUUCAAGGGCGUGUGAUCAAUGUAGAAAGAAGAAAGUAAAAUGUUCAAGUAAUGUAGAUCCUUCUAAUUCUUUGGCUCCCACUUCUUAUGCAAAUGGAGCUUGUUAUAAUUGUAUUAAAAAUGGUGAAAAAUGUACAUAUCAAAGAGUUCAAUUAAAAAGAGGUCCUGUAAAAGGCUAUAAUAAAGUUAACAAAAAUAAUAAUAAUAUAAGUGCAAACGCAAAUUCAAAUUCAAAUGCAAGUACUCCAUCGGUAAUCCCAAUUGAGAAAAAAAAUUCAACUUCAAGUGAAAGUGUAUUGCCUAAUACAAAAGGUAAUGCAACAAAUGUAAACAUGAAUUCUUCUGUACUAUUACCUCCCAUCACUCGAUAUCUAAAUAAUAGUACUACUAACAACACUAAUAAUAAACAAGAUCCUUCUAAUACGCAAUCAGCAAAUACUACUGAUACCAAUGUAACUACUACUUCAAAUACAACUACAACUAAUAAUACUUUGAAGAAUAUAUCUGGAACACCAACUCAAUCAAAUCCAAUAAGUACACAUUCCACUCCUACUAGUGCCACGACUAAUACAAAUAUAAUGAAUUCUCUUGGUUAUUUUAACAAUCAAAAUUCUAUUAGCAAUACUUCCACGAAUAACACUCCUGGACAAAUUUCUGUAAAUAAUAAUAAUAAUAAUAAUAAUAAUAAUAAUAAUAAUAAUAAUAAUAAUAAUAAUAAUAAUAAUAAUACUGCUACAGCCACUACCACUACCACUACAAUAACAUCAAAUAACCUAAAUCCAAAUAGAUUAAGUGGCGGUAAUAGCCAAUUAACUAUGGCAAAUCUAGGUUCACAACAAUUUUGGAAAGUACCUUAUCAUGAAUAUCAGAAUCAACGUAGAAAUUCUGUAGAUUCCUCAACAAGUGAUGCUCAGUCAUUGAAUAGGCAUAGCGUUACAAGUUUAACAUCAUCACAGCAAGAUCAAUUGUUAUUAAAUUAUAAUACUACUCAACCAAGCAAUCCUUUAUUUCCUGCAAAUAUAGCUCAACAACAACAAUGGUCAUUUUUAAAAUCUUCACCAAUAGAUAAAAAAUCAAGAUCGAAUUCAAAUGCUUCAAUACAAUCUACUUAUACAAAUGAACUGAAAAUUAAUAAUACAACAAAUCAAUUAUUAUAUCCAUAUUCCCAAUUUACUCAACAACAACAAAAGCAACAACAACAAUUUUCACCACAACAGUUUAUGCAACAACAAUUUAUUCAAACUCAACCUCAAUCAUCACAACCUCAACAACCCCAACAACCCCAACAACCCCAACAGUCCCAACAGUCCCAACAGCCCCAACCAAUACCAUCCAACCAAAUACAUCCAUCAAUAACAAGCAAUGAUGGUCAUACCCAUUCAUUGCCACCUUCCAAUAUUUAUACUGGAUUCCGUUCUAGAACAAGUUCUGUUGUAAGUGAUACAUUAUCGCCAGAUACCCCAAAUCAUCAACCUUCGUUACCUAUUCCAUUAUCACAAUCAGCAUAUCAUCCAUUAUCAAAUACAACAUCUAAUACAUCUGACUUUUCUAAAUUAACUGAAAAAAACGAUAUCGGUAAUGCUUCCAAUUCCAAUAAUUCAUCAAAUCAAUUGUCUGUAACAAGCCCCUUAGUUCCAUCAGCUCUAAGCACAAGAAAACGUUCAAGAACAAAUUCUGAACAAGCUAGAUUUAAUUCUAAUUUACCUCAUCAAAAUAUCACAAAUUUAAAUCCAAAUAAAAAAAUGUCAUUCUCAAGUCCAAUGAGAGCACCAUCUGUUUCAUCUGCCAUAUCUGUAUCUGAAGGUGCUGGUUCACCUGAUGGUUUGCAUAUUCAUCAUGGCAUUUCUAAUACUUCCCCAACUACAACUACUACGGUUAAUAUUAGCGGACCCUCUCAUAAUAAUAAUCAUAAUAGCAGUGAUAAUAUUACUUCCACUAAUAAUGGUAAUAAUGUCAACGCUACUAGUGCACUAAAUCAAGUUCAAAGUUAUCCACUAAAUCCAAGUGCAAAUAAUUAUACCAGUUCAUCAGAUAUCGAACUAAUUGAUAAUUAUUAUGAAUUUGUACAUAUGGGAUUCCCAAUUAUUCCAUUAAAUAAAGAAACUCUAAUGAAUGAGAUUUUAUUGAUUAACAAUCAACCAAUAUCUGAGAUUCAUGAGAUUAAUAAUGCUGUAAUAUAUUGUUUUAAAAAUUCUUUAACUUUAUUAUUUAAAACAUCAUUAAAGAGGAAUAACCAAUCUAGUAAUAUUUUUGAAAAUGAAGAAUCUAGCUCUGAAGUUGAUACCAUUUCGAAUAGUAAUAAUAGCAAUGUUAAUGCAGAUCCUACCUUAUCUAAUAAUAAUGAAACUGAACGUAGAUCAUCUCAUAAUUCAAUAAAUGAUUCACCUGAUACUCAAUAUCGUCGUAUGGAAUUUACUUCUGAAUUAAAUCAAUGUUUUCAACAUCUUGUUGAUUUACAUCCAAAGAUGAGAGAACAUAGAAAUAUUAUUUCAUAUAAGAUUAAAAUCAUUUAUUUAUCUACAUUUUCCAUUUUAAAUUACAUUUUGGCAUUUGUUGGGUGUGAUAAUUCCUUUGUAUUAGGGAUGUCGGUUACAGUUUUCCAUGAAUUUAAAGUUUAUAAACAUCUUUUAUUGCCAGAUGAUCCUGAUUUAGAUGAUGAAUUAGAUGAAACCAAUAUUGAACCACCUAUUGAGGAAAAUGAAAAUGCAAAUAAUAAUGAAAAUGUAAAUGAAAUUGAAACGGAUGCUGAUAAAGAUAAAAACAGUAACGUAAGUAUUGAUAGGCCUAUUAAAAGCUAUUGUGGAUUAGAUUACCGAAUUUUAUUUAAACGGUUAUAUAUACUAUUGAUAAUAUUUGAUUCAUUACAAAGUUGCUCAUACGGUACACCUAAAUUAUUAAAUAUUCCAAUAACUGGGUUAAUUGAUAAAUGGUUUAGUAAUCCUAAAUGGAAUUACCAAAGACAAAGAGAGCUGCGUAAUGGGAAUAAUGGAAAUGCAGAGGAAGAACAAGAUGGUGAUGAUGAUGAAGAAGAUGAUGAUGAUGAAAAUGUAUUAUUUAAUGAAGAGUUGGUAUUAAAAUGGUGUGUUGAUGAGAAUGCAUUGCGAUUAAAGAACAUUUUACAAUCUUUAAAACUGGGUGAGACUUUAACUGAAUUGGCCUUGAACCGUUCUACUAUUAGACUAUUAUCUCAGCAUAAUCUACGUAUAUCAUUUUUAGAAUCACAAGAUAAGGAACUUCAAGAAAGAAAUGAACUAACUAUGGAAAAGACAUGUUCACAAAAUUCAAUCUAUUGUGUGUCUGGGUUAAUGAAUGUAUUAUUAUUAAAGAAGAAAAAAUUCUCAACCAUUUUGUUAAGAUUAAAAGAUAUGAAUACUCAAGAAUUGAUUGAAUUAGAUUUCGAAAAAGCCGUGACUUUAACAGAAUCUUUAUCUAGUAUCAUAUCCUUAAUUUUACAAAUUUUAACUUGGAUGAUGAGAUUAAAUCCGACCAAUAGUAUUGAUUUCAGCCAUCGUCCACCUCUUAUCUCCAAUAGCAUGUCUCAUAUGAAUAUGAAUUUAAGUAGCAAUGCUUCCAUUAAAAGCAAUAAAAGUAAUUCCAGUAAUGCAAGUGUGAAUGGAGAGGGAUUUUAUAAAAAAUUGUUGGGUUUCAAACAACAGCAAGAAGAUUUGAAUGUAAUGUUUGAACAUUCCCGUGGUAUCAUUUAUCCAUUCACCGUGUCUAUGUUACAUGAGAUAUUUAACAUUACGGAAUCUAUAAAACAUUUGCCCACACUCUUGAUUAGUCUUGUCAUGACCACACCUAAAGUGAUUAAUAAAAAACCUGAUACUAAUAGUAAUAUGAAUUCGUUGAAUAAGCCACAAGAUUUGGUAGUGAAAUUAUCAAAUUCGAUGAAUGAAGUAGUUCAAAUCACAAGUUUACUAAAUAUGAUCAAACCUUUCCGUAUGUUUGCUCAUCAUAUCUCGAAAAGAACAAGAAGAUUAUCUACCGAUGUUGAUUACUUGAGUAAUUCCAAUACGAGUACCACACGUUCACGUAACAAAAGCCUGAGUAAUCUUUCAAAUACUAAUAGCUCAAUUACGGAAAAACUGUUUGGUAAAUAUAAUGAUACCUCCUUAUCGUUGAAGAAACGAAACUCGAUCAUUUCAAUGACUCAAGCCAACACAAAGGAUGAUAACUCGAAAAAUGUAAUGGAAUCGUUUGUGCAAACCGGUUGGCAAUUGCUCGACGACUCAGAACUGGGCUGGAUCUAG